GAUUACUUACGCGUUCGCGCCUUGUCACACUGCAGGAAAAUGCCUCCUAGAGUGGAACGAAAAGCGGUGGUGAACAUCAAGCCUGAAGAAUUGAUUCUGCAGUGUGAAUGGAGGGACUGUAACGAGAUGUUUAACUGUAUGAACACAUUUACUCAGCAUGUUACUAUGCAUCUAAUGCAACAUCUUCAGUAUACGUCCGAGAACGGAGCAAUGCUAGAACCAGAAAUUGGCACAGAUAUGCACUGUUACUGGCGUGAGUGUAAUGGAGAUGUUGAUGGAGAGACAUCAGAUUACCUGCGGCAUGUCUACUUCCAUACAUUCCAUGUGAAGAUUAAAUGUAUUGGUGCACUUCUGCUAGAAAGGACAGGACGCCAGCCUUGUUUGUAUGAUUCAAGGAAUAGGAACCUAAUACCAGAUCUGCCAGAAUGUCUUGAAUGUGGUUGGGAUCAAUGUCAUGUUAGAUUUGAGAAUGCAGAGUUGUUUUACCGCCAUGUACAGAGUCACGCAGAUGGUUAUCCUGAUGGUAAUGCUGUUCAAGGUGGCUGCAAAUGUCACUGGGAAGGAUGCAGCGUUGUGGUGAAAUCAAAACACAAAUUAAAAGAUCAUUUCAAAAGUCACACACAGGAGAAGUUGGUUGGUUGUCCAACAUGUGGAGCCUUGUUUUCAUGUCGUACAAAAUUCUUUGAUCACCUGAGCAGACAGCAGGGUUACAGUACAGGAAAACAGUACCAGUGCAGCCAUUGUAACAGUACGUUUGGUGCAGAGAGGUUACUGAGAGAUCAUAUGAGAUAUCAUGUUAAUCAGUACAAGUGUCCUUUUUGUGAGAUGACGAGCCCUUCACCAUCCAACAUGAGACUACACAUGAAGUACAGACAUUCAGAAGAUAAACCAUUUAAGUGUGACAACUGUAAUUACAGGUGUAAAUCUAUGGCUGACCUGAGGAAACAUCUAGAAACACACAACAAUGAUGGUCCUAUUAAAUGUGAAGUGCCUGAUUGUCAGUACGAGGCCAAAAAUUACAAGUACCUGGAGAACCAUUUUCAUAGAAUGCAUGAGAAGCAAAAUGCAAGUUACCAGUGUCAUGUGUGCGAUGCAGCGUUUACACGAGGUGCCCUCCUGACUACACACCUGAAAACGAAACACAAGUUUAACUGGCCUGCAGGUCAUUCUAGAUUCAGGUACAAAUGUCAUUCUGAUGGGAAAUUUCGCUUGCAAACUGUUAGAUACGAGAGUGUUGAGCUUACAACACAGGAUGAGUCCAAUUCUUCCCAUAAUACAUCAGCAUCGAGUUCAAGUCAACAGCUGUGUGAUAUGCCAAACCUGAAUGAGCCGUGUUCAUCACAGUCCACAGAGGGAAUCAUUCUAGUAGACAUGGGUGCUAGAUCAGAUACAAGCUGUGGCGAGAGAUGUUUGAUAUCAGUAAUUGAUGCUGGAGGAGAGAAGAAAGCUGAACACAUUUCAGAAAACAAACAUGCACAUAAAAAACAUGGUAAAAAUUUAAUACAUGAAAUUGGGCAUGGUGAAGUAAAUAGUGAAAACAUGGAAAGUAAUAUCACAGUUUUUGCGGGGAUACAGAUUUAAACGCAAACAACAACAAUAAUUAUGGUCAA
Mercenaria mercenaria is the source of this 1610-nucleotide messenger RNA. Its product is annotated as histone H4 transcription factor-like. Lineage: Eukaryota; Metazoa; Mollusca; Bivalvia; Venerida; Veneridae. Gene Ontology annotation, biological process: anatomical structure development; regulation of transcription by RNA polymerase II. The coding region runs from base 40 to 1581 and encodes 513 amino acids. The record is from RefSeq and is a predicted model, not a curated record. Gene Ontology annotation, molecular function: DNA-binding transcription factor activity, RNA polymerase II-specific; RNA polymerase II cis-regulatory region sequence-specific DNA binding. The transcript is spliced from 10 exons.